Molecule: messenger RNA, 2802 nt
Organism: Musca vetustissima
Lineage: Eukaryota; Metazoa; Arthropoda; Insecta; Diptera; Muscidae
Product: DNA ligase 4-like
Exons: 6
Coding region: 1-2799 (932 amino acids)
Biological process (GO): nucleotide-excision repair, DNA gap filling; double-strand break repair via nonhomologous end joining; DNA biosynthetic process
Cellular component (GO): DNA-dependent protein kinase-DNA ligase 4 complex; DNA ligase IV complex
Molecular function (GO): ATP binding; DNA binding; DNA ligase (ATP) activity
Source: RefSeq, a predicted model, not a curated record
AUGGAAAUAUCUGAAACGAUAAAAUUUCGUGACAUCUGUUCCCUGCUAAAUCGUGUUUCCAAGACAAAUAAUAAAGAUAAAAAAUGUCGAAUUAUAAAGCAGUACUAUGCAUCGUUUUGUAAACAUCGUGAACGAUUUCGUGAGGAACAGAAGAUGAAACCAGAUAUGCCGGAGGAUGGACGCAGUAGUUUCUAUUGCAUUCUGCGCUGCCUUAUACCGAAAUCAGAUAAUGCCCGCGAACCGUAUGGCCUGCAAGUGCCUACACUGGGAAGAGUUUAUAUUAAAGUUCUACAAUUGAGUUCGCAAUCAAAAGAAGCUGAAUUAUUGGAAGCUCGAAAUUUUUGUAGCAUUCGUGGAGACUACGCGGAGAGAGUUUAUAGAAUUUUAAAACCAAGAUGUUCAAAUAGUCCCAGUGAUUUGACGCUAAAAGAAGUGCAUGAUAUGCUGGAUAGUGUGGCAAGUGAAAAUUUAUUGAAUACAGAAAAUGUCUUGACAAAACUUUCACAAGUAGCCUCAGCCGAAGAACAAAUGUGGUUUGUUCGCUUGCUACUCAAAUCCAUGCAGUUGUCAAUUGCCGAGCAACGUAUUUUUGAUCUUCUACACGAGCAAGCUAAAGCCAUGUAUCAAGCUUGUGCAAAUCUAUCAAAAUUAUGUUGUCAUUUGGCUGACAAUAAAUUCACAUUAGUUAAUGGGAAUUUACCACAAUUGGGAAAUGGUCCGGCGCCAUUGGUUGUAGAUAUAACACCAUUUGAACACAUACGACCCCAAUUGUGUGAGGUGUUUCCCGGUAAUAUGGAACAAAUUAUGGCAUCCGACGUCCUUUAUAUGGAAACAAAAAUGGAUGGUGAACGUUUUCAGUUGCAUUAUAAAGAUGGUCUCUUUAAAUAUAUUUCACGUAAUGGUAUCGAUUAUACAAAUAGUUUUGGUUCCAGCUAUGAUGAUGAGAAUAAACUGACAAUGAAACUAAAACAUUUGCUGCCAAUCGAUAUGCAAUCGAUCAUCUUGGAUGGUGAAAUGAUGAUAUGGGAUAGAUUAAAUCAAAAAUAUCGUGAAAAGGGUGAAAAUACCGAUGUAAAACAUUUAAAAGAAGAUCGCAAUUGGCAGCCCUGCUUUGUGGUGUAUGAUUUGUUAUAUUGGAAUGGACAGAAUCUGUUGGGUAUACCAUAUAUCCAGCGUAUGUAUAAAUUGCGUAAUUUGCUAAGGGAACAGGAAGGUGUAUUGCAGCUGAUGAAAAGUGAAAAAAUUCUAAGUGUUGAAGAUUUUCGUGCGAAAUUUCAACAAGCCUUGGAUCAACAUGCUGAAGGUGUGGUCUUGAAGAAACAGAAUGCAGUAUAUCGUCCGGGGUGUCGUAAUGGAGGCGGGUGGUAUAAGGUGAAAGCGGAUUACAUUGAUGGUUUGACAACUGAAUUCGAUCUGCUGGUAAUUGGAGGCUUCUACAAUCGUUCCCGAACCUUUGUUGAGUCAUUUCUGGUGGGAGUACUAAAAUACAUUUCCCAUCAACAAUUCGAAGUAUAUUCGGUGGGCAAAGUUAGCAACUGCACGCAACAACGUGUUCUACUCAAUAAUACCCUGAAGAGCCAUUGGCAUUUGUUGUCACAGGAACAACCACCAAUAUGGUAUCAUUAUCGUCACACAAGUGCUGAGGGCCGGCCAGAUGUUUGGAUUGAACCGAGAAAUUCGGUAAUUCUACAAAUUAAGGCUACCGAUUUAAAUCCAUCCGGAGCCUUUGCCCUGAAUAUGUGCUUGCAUUUUCCUCGCAUUCAAAUGUGGCGUAAUGAUAAGGCAUGGCAUGAAUGUCUUUCUCUCGAAGAGUAUCAACAGCUAAAAUCAAAUUCCAAUGGUGGAGGUGGUAUAAAGAAAAUUGUUAAGAGAAAUGUUAGCCUGGAAGAUUUUAUUGGUAAUCAAAGUAAGAGGAGAAAGAUGACACCAGCAGAGAAAAGGAAAUUGGGUUUGCUGACCUAUGAGAAGCAGUUUGAUCCGAGUAAUGUUGAAAGAACUUCACAGUUAUUCGAAGGCUUCAGUGUUUGCAUAUUAAGUGCCGCCCUGAACAGACGUUACACCGCACAAUACCUCAAAUCGUUGGUAGUUCAAAAUGGUGGCACAAUUGUGGAAAAUCCUUUACCCAAUAAUCCCAGUUGCAUUGUUGUGGCCGGUGAUAUUUCGAUACGUGUCCAAGCCCUCUGUAAAUCACAAAAAUAUGACAUAGUCAGCAUGGAUUGGUUGUUGCGGGCAUGUGAAAAACAACGCAUAAAGAUUACACCAUUAGAUUUUAUUUGUACCACCGCCGAAGUUAAAGAGAAAUUUGCCGAAGUGUUCGAUAAAUAUGGUGAUCACUAUACGGAAUUUGUUCGAUCAAAACAUUUGAAGCGUAUAUGUGAUGCCAUGAUUGUCGAUGAUGUACCUGAUUUAGAUGACGAAGCUUUAAAUGAGCUGGAGAAUUUAAUAUACCCGUUGAAGAACUUUAAUUUCUUUCGUAAUAAAAAUGCCUAUUUUUAUAGUAUAGAGCCAGAUUCCAUACAUGCCCGAUUGAAUUUUCAAUGGCAUGGUGGUAAUGUUAUUGAUGAUCGUAAUUUAGAAGAAGCCGAAUUGAAUCCUGAUGAAAUUUUAUCGAAAAUAUCUUAUAUAUUUAUAAAUCUUUUACAAUUUGAUAAAGGAGAAUUUUUGCCAUGGUUACAUGAAAGAUUUAGUGCCCAGCAUUUGAGCCAUAUACAAAUUGUUAGCAUUCGUUGGAUUUUAGAUUCGCACAAGGCAAGAAUGUUGCAAGAUAUUAAGGAAUAUACAUGGCAUGAUUUUGAUUAAUUU